AACAAACCAAAACCGAACAAGUUUGUUUUUGCAGACAUUAGAGAGAGAGAGAGAGAGAGAGAGAGAGAGAGAUAAUUUAUUGUUAUUAUUAUUGAAAUAGAAGAAAUGGCUAUGGCAAGAGAUAAAAAAGAAGAUGAAGAAGAGGUUGAAAAUCAAAAUCACAAGAAGAGGUUGAAAUGCAUGAGCAAUAAGAUGAUGAAUGAACAAGAAAAGAAAGUAAUAGAUGAAGAAGAAAGUGAGCUUCCAUUGAAACCAGGACUUUUCUUCUACCCAACAACACCAACAUCUUUUGUUGUAGCAGAUGCACUUGAAUCUGAUUUUCCCAUAAUUUAUGUCAACAAGGUUUUUGAAAUCUCCACUGGUUAUCGUGCUCAUGAAGCUCUUGGUCGCAAUUGUCGGUUCUUACAGUAUAGGGAUCCUCGAGCUCAAAGGAGGCACCCUUUGGUGGAUCCUGUUGUUGUGUCUGAGAUUAGAAGAUGUCUUGAGGAAGGUAUUGAGUUUCAAGGUGAACUUCUGAAUUUCAGGAAGGAUGGUACUCCUUUAGUGAACAGACUGAGGCUUGCACCAAUACACGAUGAUGAUGGAAUUGUGACACAUGUGAUAGGUAUUCAAAUCUUUUCCGAGGCAAAUGUAGAUUUGAACCACGUCUCCUAUCCAGUUUUCAGAGAGACUUGCAUUCAAGGUUUUGAUAAAAAUGCUAAACGAUGUACCAAGAGUGGAAAAUCGUUGUACAGUCAGCAGCACAAUGAGACGUGUGGCAUUCUUCAGCUUUCUGAUGAAGUCUUGGCGCACAACAUUUUGUCACGAUUGACACCGAGGGAUGUUGCAUCCAUCGGUUCUGUUUGCAGGAGGAUCCGUCAAUUAACAAAGAAUGAGCAUGUUAGGAAGAUGGUUUGUCAAAACGCGUGGGGCAAAGAAGUGACAGGUACAUUGGAACUGAUGACCAAGAAGUUAGGAUGGGGUCGUCUGACUCGGGAACUCACUACUCUUGAAGCUGUUUGCUGGAAAAAAGUGACGGUCGGAGGUGGAGUGGAGCCUUCACGCUGCAACUUCAGUGCCUGUGCUGCAGGAAAUAGGCUUGUAUUAUUUGGAGGUGAAGGAGUGGACAUGCAGCCUAUGGAUGAUACUUUUGUUCUAAAUCUCGAUGCUAAAUAUCCAGAAUGGGAGAGGGUUAGUGUGAAAUCAUCUCCGCCCGGAAGGUGGGGCCACACGCUCUCGUGCUUAAACAAUUCUUGGCUGGUGGUUUUCGGUGGAUGUGGUAGGGAAGGAUUGCUAAAUGAUGUGUUUGUGCUUGAUUUGGAUGCUCAACAGCCAACAUGGAAAGAAGUCUUCGGUGGAGCACCGCCUCUUCCUCGAUCUUGGCACAGUUCUUGCACAAUUGAAGGCUCCAAAUUGGUUGUCUCAGGUGGUUGCACAGAUGCCGGAGUACUUCUUAGUGACACGUAUUUACUCGACCUCACAAUCGAUAACCCGACAUGGAGAGAAAUUCGAUCUUCAUGGACGCCUCCUUCUAGGUUAGGGCACUCACUCUCAGUCUAUGAGAGGACAAAGAUUCUCAUGUUUGGUGGACUUGCUAAGAGUGGACACUUAAGGUUAAGAUCAGGUGAGGCGUAUACAAUUGAUCUAGAAGCCGAAAAACCACAAUGGAGGCAACUAGAAUGUAGUGAGUUCACUGGAUUAGCAAGUCAAAAUGCUGUUGUACCUCCUCCUAGAUUGGAUCAUGUCGCUGUCAGCAUGCCUUGUGGGAGGAUUAUUAUAUUUGGAGGUUCCAUUGCAGGUCUUCACUCGCCGUCUCAGCUAUUUCUGUUCGACCCUUCCGAAGAGAAACCGUCAUGGAGGAUCCUCAAUGUUCCGGGGCAACCGCCUAAAUUUGCUUGGGGUCAUAGCACUUGUGUGGUUGGAGGGACUAGGGUUUUGGUGUUGGGUGGACAUACUGGGGAGGAGUGGGUUCUCAAUGAGGUGCACGAGUUAUGCUUGGCGACCCGACAAGACUCGGACAUGUGAUCAUGAUGACAUUGAUGAGUGAUCACCUGUAAAAACCAACCGAACUGAAUUCUCUGUAGCCAAUCUAUCCAAAUCUCGAUCGUUGGAUUGAGCUGCAACUCAGAUUCAACGAUCGAGAUUUGAUUGAAUUGGUUGCUAAGGAUCUGGUUAGAAACCAAACCCUAUCUCUUCUCUCAAGACAAGUUUUUGGUUACAGAAGAAAGCUUUUCUUUGGUUUUCCUUCAGCAUUUAGCAGUAAUUGGUUGUGUAUAAACUAUUUUAUAACUGUUAUAUGGCAUUUGUAUCAUCAGAGUUUUUGUUUGAUUUAUGACCCUAGGAAACCUCAGUAUAUCAGAGUUUUUGUCUGCUGUAUUGUAUCAUCCCUCCUUUUUCAAUUAAUUCUUAUAGUAAUUCUUUUAUUAUUAA
Cicer arietinum (chickpea) is the source of this 2409-nucleotide messenger RNA. RefSeq names its product adagio protein 3. Gene Ontology annotation, biological process: circadian rhythm; response to blue light. The record is from RefSeq and is a predicted model, not a curated record. Lineage: Eukaryota; Viridiplantae; Streptophyta; Magnoliopsida; Fabales; Fabaceae. Gene Ontology annotation, molecular function: protein binding. Gene Ontology annotation, cellular component: nucleus; SCF ubiquitin ligase complex; cytosol.